AUGCACGGAGCCGGCAACGACUACGUUUACAUCGAUGCCCGCCAAAUGGAAGAAGAUUGGCCGGCACUUUCGCGGACCAUGAGCGCCAGGCAUUUUGGUAUUGGUGGAGACGGCAUUAUUCUUGUACUGGAUUCGGAACAGGCCGAUCUGCGAAUGAGGAUGUUCAAUGCCGACGGUUCCGAAGGUGAAAUGUGCGGAAACGGAAUUAGGUGCUUCGCCAAAUACGCCAUUGAACGCGAAAUUGUGGCGCGUCCCGAUGAAGGACUGACCGUCGAAACUCUGGCAGGUAUUCGGACCGUCUAUCCCAUUUACGACGAUGACGGUGUCGCAGGUGCCCGGGUUUCCAUGGGAUUCCCCCGCUUGAACCCACAGGACAUUCCCGUUAGUCUCGAUCCGGCGAUGAGUUCCAACGCUGGCCCCGUGCUCAAGUACCCAGUUCAACCCGGUGACUUUCGACUUUUCCUGGCCUUUGUAUCCAUGGGCAACCCCCACGCCGUCACUUAUAUUGACCAGCCCAUUGGAGAAUUUCCGCUCCACAAUAUAGGCCCCCUGGUUGAGGGCCACCCCAUGUUCCCCCGCCGUGUAAACUUCGAAAUCGUGAACCAAGUGGAUGCUUCACACUUGGAUGCCAGAGUCUGGGAACGGGGUUCCGGAGAAACCAUGGCCUGCGGCACUGGAGCUUGCGCCAUCGCCGUGGCAUCAAGGCUACAGGGACUGGUCGAGGACAGGGUUGACAUAACCCUUCCGGGGGGAACUCUGACCAUCGAGUGGGACGGAGAGGGUGAGGUUUUCUUGGAGGGUCCGGCUACAGAAGUAUUUACUGGCGAGUGGAGUGGCAAAGUGCAAUUUUCCAGCAGACUUGGCAAACUGGCUCCCUAUCCCUUCGUUGAAAUUUCUCGAAUUAUUGCGGAGAAGCGGGCUGCAGGAGCCGACGUAGUAACCUUUGGCAUCGGCGACCCGGACAUUCCGACCCCUGAACCCAUUGUCGAACGGCUACUAACUGCAUCCCAGCAUCCACCCAAUCACCGCUACCCUGAGACCGACGGCCUGCCGGCGAUGCGCCAGGCAAUUGCCCAAUGGUACGUAAACCGGUUCGGCGUAAAGCUCGAUUCGGAUAGGGAAGUAUUACCCUUGAUUGGGGCCAAGGAGGGAAUUGGGCACGUCGCCUUUUGCUUCCUCGACCCAGGCGACAUUGCCCUGGUGCCCGACCCAGCAUACCCGGUAUACGGAGUAGGCACCAUGUUUGCCGGCGCAGAGAGUUACAUAAUGCCUCUGCUCGAGGAAAAUGCUUGGCUUCCCGACCUUUCCGCCAUUCCUGAAGACGUAGCCCGAGCAGCCAAGGUAAUGUGGCUUAACUACCCCAAUAACCCAACCAGCGCAGUGGCAAGCGCCGAAGAUCUGGCUACAUACGUCGCUUAUUGCCGCGACCACGAUAUUGCUUUGCUCCACGACGCGGCCUACAGCGAAGUUGGUUACGACGGAUACAAGGCCGUCAGCAUGCUGGAAAUAGAUGGUGCAAUGGACGUGGGCAUCGAGUUCCACUCAUUGUCCAAGAGCUACAACAUGACUGGCUGGCGGAUGGGGAUGGCUGUUGGCAAUGCCGACAUGAUCAAAGCCCUGUUCCAAAUUAAAGCCAACCUCGAUUCUGGCGUUCCCCAGGCCAUUCAGGAAAUGUCCAUGGAAGCCCUCACUGGGCCCCAGGAUUGUAUUAAUGAGAAUAGGGUAAUAUACCAGCGCAGGCGGGAUCGGGUAGUAGAAGCUCUUCGGAAAAUGGGACUGACCGUUGAGGUACCUCGGGCUAGCCUAUAUAUUUGGGCUCGCGUACCGGAGGGAUUCACUUCGGCCGAAUUCGCGGCCCGCCUUCUUGAAGACAUAGAUAUCGUGGUAACUCCGGGGUCCAGCUACGGCAAAUACGGUGAAGGGAGGGAUAAGCUCAUUCCUAAGAAGACUGUCAGCACUGCACCUGGUCGGGAAAAGGCCAUUCUGGUAGCGGUGGAACUGAAGAACCGUGAUCAGCUAUGGGAAUUGGACGAUACCCUGGAUGAAUUGGCCUACUUGGCCGACGCCGCCGGGGCGGACGUGGUUGGUCGAGUAACUCAAAAGUCCGACAGGCUCACGCCUACUUACGUAGGAAAGGGCAAGGUGCAGGAAGUUCAGGAGUUGGCAGCCGAAGAAGAGGCCGACACUGUGAUUUUCGAUGACGAAUUGACACCUACCCAGCAGCGCAACCUUGAAGCCGCGUUACAGAUAAAGGUCAUCGACCGCACCGCCCUUAUUCUGGAUGUCUUUGGUCGCCACGCCAGAACCCACGAAGGCCAGCUACAGGUCGAACUGGCCCAGCACCAGUAUCUUUUACCCAGGUUGGUAGGCCAGUGGUCCCAUCUUGAAAGGUUGGGCGGCGGGAUUGGCACCAGGGGCCCUGGGGAAACCCAGCUUGAAACAGACCGACGGAUGAUUCGGCGACACAUCCAGAAGAUCCAGCAAGAGCUGGACAAGGUAAGGGAGCGGCGUUCCAUUUACAUCGAACGCCGCAAGAAGGCCAGCAUUCCAACUGCUUCCCUGGUCGGAUAUACCAACGCAGGCAAAAGCACUCUCUUUAAUGCUCUGUGUGACGCUAACGUAGAGGCGGAAAACCAGCUGUUCUCCACACUGGAUCCAGUCACUCGUCGUAUUCGUCUACCCUCCGGGGACGAAUUACUGCUGACGGACACGGUGGGAUUCAUCCAGAAACUUUCUCCCAUGGUGGUGGCUGCUUUCCGUGCAACAUUGGAAGAGUUGUCCGAGUCGGACAUUCUCCUCCACGUCCUUGACAUUACCCACCCUAAGGCUCCCGAACAGGCCGAAGUCGUCGAGGAGACGCUGGAGGAUCUUGGCUUAAGCAACAAGCCCCGCAUUCUCGUGAUUAACAAGAUGGACCUGCUGGGGGAGCAGGAAUCGGCGCAGAAGGUUCUGCCGCCAACUGGCUUACAAUCGUAUCCCAACGUCCUGGUGUCCGCGGCCAAGGGCUGGAACCUCGACCUGCUGUUGGAAGAAGUGGAGACCCAAUUGGUAGAGAUGGAUGGCCCUCUUACUGUCCUGCAAUCGGCUGCGGGGGACUGA
Messenger RNA from Geodia barretti, 3099 nucleotides. Lineage: Eukaryota; Metazoa; Porifera; Demospongiae; Tetractinellida; Geodiidae. The record is from the annotation of a GenBank genome assembly.